Messenger RNA from Astyanax mexicanus (Mexican tetra), 1841 nucleotides. It is a transcript of the gene g6fl, whose product is annotated as g6f-like. Gene Ontology annotation, biological process: interleukin-15-mediated signaling pathway; positive regulation of ERK1 and ERK2 cascade; T cell activation. The record is from RefSeq and is a predicted model, not a curated record. The transcript is spliced from 12 exons. Gene Ontology annotation, molecular function: MHC class II protein binding; protein tyrosine kinase binding. The coding region runs from base 110 to 1753 and encodes 547 amino acids. Gene Ontology annotation, cellular component: membrane raft; external side of plasma membrane. Lineage: Eukaryota; Metazoa; Chordata; Actinopteri; Characiformes; Acestrorhamphidae.
GAAAUGCUCACACACAGUAGAACCCAGCCCUGACUGUGUGAUAUCCCCGCACUAUUGUAUUGUAUUGUAUUGUUCUUUUGUUGUCUUUACGAACGCAGAACUUCACAAUAUGAGGAGCGCUUCUCUUUGCUUUGUACUUAUUUGUGUUCAUCAGGGUCUCAUCUUUCCAUCUGGUGCAGACAGAGUCAAAGACUGGACAGAUGUGGUCAUGGUGCCGGAGGGGACGGCGGUCACCCUGCGCUGCUCUGAUGGACCAGCUGUACUCUCUGAACGGGUCACCUGGAUGAUGAUGCGGCCAAAAGAGAACCGCUGGACAUCAGUGUUUUCGGUGAAUACCAGCAGGGGGGUCACUGGCCGGCUCCUGAGCAAACUGGGAGACAAAAUUAUCCAGAUAUUUGAAGAUGUGUCGCUUCAGUUCACCGCCUCUGCGAAUGACGGAGGGCGGUACUCGUGCCUGAUGAUGCAGGGAAGCGAGACGUACAGAGAGAAGAUCACUCUUCUGGCUCUCGUUAAACUGAUUUUAGCUCCGGCUCCCCCUGUUCCUGUGAACAGCACUCUGAGGCUGGAAGCUCAGGUUUCUCCUGUUUUUGCUGUUGCUGGUGGAACGUGGCUGUCGCCUGCAGAUGUGCCGUUACUCACCGUAGCUCCUUCUCCGGGCACUCUUCUCACCAAGCUGCCGUGGGUCAACCACAGAGACAAUGGGCUCUACACCUGCAGCAUCCACAUCAGUGGCCAGAGCAGCAAGUCUCAGUACAACUUUACAAUGAGUGUAAAAGUAGACGAGAAUAAAGUGGCCUCGGUCCCAAAUAUUAUAUACGACCCCACCCUCUCCAAGGCAUCUCUCGCCCAGUCCACAGUCACGCUCUCCUGCCCUUCUAUCCACGGUGACUAUGUGCGGGUCUACUGGUGGUGUGCUGACUGCUCAAAGGUGCUACCAAAAAAAGUCUUCCAGUCUGAUCGCUGGAGGAAUCACAUGAUCUCAACCCCAAAGCCCCGCCUCCAACUGCAAGAUAAUGGAGAAAACAUCUCCUUUCUUCUGAGGCCUGAACUGGACGACGCUGGCCAGUACCAGUGUGAGGUCUUUCUGAACGACAAGGUGUAUGGCCAGUCGACAACGGUGACUGUUUUAAAAGGGAAUGCGAAAUCCUCUUCUUCCUCUCUGGACCUGACCUGUACGUAUGCCAUGCGCUCUCAGGUGGCGAAGGUGAAGUGGAUUCACAUCCAGCGGCCCAACUUUCAGCUGCCAGUCAGAGCAGUUAUAGGCCGACUGACCGCCUCUGUCGCUCUUCCUGUCACCCCCAAGACGGCCGGCCAGUACGCCUGCACUCUGCAGCUGAAGUCUGGGCAAACGGUUAGAUAUACAUACAAUGUUCCACUGACUCCAACAGAGCGACCUUGCUGUGGGAGUGAUCUGCCUGCUAAAGCCACCACAGAUCACUCUGCAGAACCUCCUCUGCCACCUGCUGAGCCGUCUGCAGUCCUCUCUGCUCUUUCUCUCCUCCUGUUUGUGGUACCCGUGGUUGCCGUGGCUGUGGGGAUGUUGCUGUGGAGGCGGGGCUGCUGCUCGUCUCGUCAGAACGUAGAUGUGGAGCGCACUCUGUCUCACUACUCUGGAGAAGUGGAGAACAUCUACGAGAACCCUGAGGAUCUGAGACAGUCUUCCCCACAUGGUGCUGUUUAUAUGGACCUGAAGCCCACCGGAGAGGCGGACGUGUAUAAGGAAUUAGACAGAUACGACCCGUGCUGUGGAUAAGUUUUCUCAAGUGGAUGAUGAACUCAAAUUAAUGUAUAAGUAAUGUUGGCAGGCAGUAAUAUCUGUUGAAAUAAAAACCUGUAAAUAA